CCUGACGAGCCCCAAUAACGGGUGCGCUUGUUUCUUUUCCGGAAGUGCUGUUGCUUUGACAGGUCUGGGUGCCCUUGUUUGGCAGCUGUGCUGGAUGAGAGGGAGCUGGGUGCCCCCGGUCACACAGGAUGUUGCGGGCCGCCUGCAUUGUGUACAGAGGAGUGAUAAAUAAGCACGUUGUAAAAGAAGUCAAAUUACCCUCCCAGAACCUGUUUUCUCACAGAGGUCGCCAUCAUUCUUUUUCCGUAGCGAGCAUUCAGCGGCCUUUCGCCAGACAAUCAAUUCGUUGUUACUCUUCUUUAUCUCGUAUUCCGCUAAGGAGAAGCAGACUUUUGCCUUUUCAUGUUGCUUAUCAGACUCGGCGCAACUUUUGGGUCGCUAGGCUGGCAUCCAGGCUAUUAAAACUUCGGUAUCUUGUUCUAGGAUCUGCUGUUGGUGGUGGAUACACUGCCAAAAAGACAUAUGACCAAUGGAAGGAUAUGUUCCCAGAUCUCAGUGAAUACAAGUGGAUUGUGCCUGAUUUUAUAUGGGAAUUAGAUGAACACAUUAAUUUUGAUAAACUAGGUAAAGCUCUUCCGAAUUCUGAGGAGCUGGCCAAACUUCUUCCGGACUUUGACAAGCUUGGGGAGAGUUUUAGCUUAUUAAAGGGGUGGCUCUCAUCUGGCCCUGGAGGUGAGACUGCUUUCAAAGCUACAGACAGUCAGAGUUUUGACAGCUCUGAGAAGCAAUACAAGAAGGGUUUGCUUGGUGAUCUCAUUCUAUUACAAGAGCAGCUCAAGCAACAUGAAGAGGAGGCACGCAGGGCUGCUGGGAACAUUAACACGGGCACUGCACAGCAGAAGCGCAAGGCAUCUGACAAAGAGAAAGUUGAUCAGCUACAAGAAGAACUUUUGCAGACACAGCUGAAAUACCAGCGAAUUCUUGAACGUCUGGAGAAAGAAAACAAAGAUCUACGGAAGCUGGUGCUACAAAGAGAUGACAAAGGCAUUCAUCACCGGAAUCUGAAGAAAUCCUUGAUAGAUAUGUAUUCUGAGGUACUGGACAUUCUGUCUGAUUAUGAUGCCAACUACAACACACAAGACCAUUUACCAAGGGUAGUUGUAGUUGGUGACCAAAGUUCCGGGAAAACCAGUGUCCUUGAAAUGAUUGCUCAAGCACGAAUUUUCCCUCGAGGGUCUGGGGAGAUGAUGACUCGUUCUCCAGUUAAGGUCACUUUAAGUGAAGGACCCCACCACGUUGCUGUAUUUAAAGACAGCUCCCGGGAAUUUGAUCUCACCAAGGAGGCAGAUCUUGCUGCUUUGAGGGAUGAAAUAGAGGUACGGAUGAGGAAGAGUGUCAAGAAUGGACAGACUGUUAGCCCAGAGACCAUCUCACUAAGUGUAAAGGGCCCCGGAAUCCAGAGAAUGGUGCUUGUUGACCUACCAGGAGUGAUCAGUACUGUAACAUCUGGCAUGGCACCAGACACAAAGGAAACUAUCUUCAGCAUCAGUAAAGCUUAUAUGCAGAACCCAAAUGCCAUCAUACUCUGUAUACAAGACGGGUCUGUUGAUGCGGAGAGGAGUAUUGUGACUGACCUUGUAAGCCAAAUGGAUCCACAAGGCAGGCGCACUAUUUUUGUCUUGACAAAAGUAGACCUUGCUGAGAGAAAUGUUGCCAGCCCUAGUCGAAUUCAACAAAUAAUUGAAGGCAAAUUGUUUCCAAUGAAAGCUCUUGGGUAUUUUGCUGUAGUAACUGGGAAAGGUAACACCAAUGAAAGUAUUGAUUCCAUUAAGGACUAUGAAGAAGAAUUCUUUCAAGGAUCAAGUCUUUUAAAAAAAGGAAUGCUUAAGGCUCAUCAGGUGACCACUAAAAAUUUAAGUCUUGCAGUUUCCGAUUGUUUUUGGAAAAUGGUUCGGGCAUCUGUUGAACAGCAAGCUGACGCUUUCAAGGCAACUCGUUUUAAUCUUGAGACAGAAUGGAAAAAUAAUUAUCCCAGAUUGCGUGAGCUUGACAGGAAUGAACUUUUUGAAAAAGCCAAAAAUGAAAUCCUUGAUGAAGUUAUAAGUCUUACCCAGGUUACACCAAAACAUUGGGAAGAGAUCCUCCAAAAAACACUGUGGGAAAGAGUAUCCACUCAUGUGAUUGAGAACAUCUACCUUCCAGCAGCGCAGACCAUGAACUCAGGCACUUUCAAUACAACCAUAGAUAUCAAGUUGAAGCAAUGGACUGAUAAACAACUACCUCAUAAAGCAGUGGAGGUGGCUUGGGAAACCCUUCAGCAGGAAUUAUCCCGUUUUAUGACCGAGCAGAAGGGCAAAGAACAUGAUGACAUUUUUGAUAAGUUAAAGGAGGCAGUAAAAGAGGAGAGCAUCAAGAGACAUAAGUGGAACGAACAAGCAGAGGAUAGCCUGAGAGUCAUCCAGCACAAUGCGUUAGAGGACCGUUCCAUCUCAGACAAACAGCAGUGGGAUGCCGCAAUCCAUUUCAUGGAGGAUACCUUGCAGAGUCGCUUAAAAGAUACUGAAUCAGUCAUACGUGAUAUGGUAGGUCCAGAUUGGAAAGAGAGAUGGUUUUCUUGGACUUUUCGUGCUCCAGAGCAGACCAUACGGAAUGAAACCAAAAAUGAGCUUGAAAAGAUGCUGAACGUUAACGAGGACCACCCAGCAUAUCUGGCCAGUGAUGAAGUCACCACUGUCAGAAAGAAUCUAGAAACCCGUGGUGUAGAGGUGGACCCAGUUUUGAUCAAAGACACAUGGCACCAAGUUUACAGAAGGCAUUUCUUGAAAUCUGCUCUCGGUCACUGUAAUCUUUGUAGAAGAGGAUUCUACUACUAUCAGAGACAUUUUGUAGACUCAGAGUUGGAGUGCAAUGAUGUAGUCCUGUUCUGGAGAAUACAGAGGAUGUUGGGGAUCACAGCAAACACCUUAAGGCAGCAGCUUACGAACUCAGAAGUAAGGCGGUUAGAGAAGAAUGUGAAGGAGGUGCUGGAAGACUUUGCUGAAGACAGCGAUAAAAAAGUUAACUUGCUAAUAGGAAAGAGGGUCCAACUAGCAGAAGAUCUUAAAAAAGUAAGAGAAAUCCAGGAAAAACUUGAAGCUUUUAUUGAAGCCCUUCAUCAAGAAAAGUAAUCCAUCUAGAUAAUACAUUUAAAGGAGAGCGAAUACAGUCUGGGCGUUGAUGAUUUUUCUACAAAAAGCAAUCUCCUGAAGUGAGCUCUUCUAUAUAAAACAUAAGGAAGGAAAGCCUGGUUUAUAACUGGCUACUUGGAGGACUGUCAAGUGUUUGUGUAAGUGUCCAGUGAAGAGACACGUCUACCUGUUGCUACUGUCCUGUGUGUGUGCUGUACCUUCAUCACAUUUACCGACUUUUGUAUGAGCAAACAAUCUGACCCAGAACAUGUCAUUUUAGCAUUUAUAUAUGAAUGUUUAGCACCACUUACUAUUUUAUUUAGUGCUAUCCAUGAAAGUAUUGUAAACUGCAUAUUUAUGUUUACUACAUAUGAAAUAUGCUCCAAUGAAAAAAGUAACAUUAAAUGUUAAACCCAUAUAGUACGACAUGGAUUGAUCCGUAUGAACAGUUUGCUUCAAAGUCUCAAGUUUACGGAGAGAAUGAAAUUGUAGUUUAAAUUAAUUUAUUGAUUUCUAUUUGCACUUAGUAUAUCCUAAGCAAAUGAAAUACCUUGAGGAUACAAUUUGGUUUGAAAUAAUUAGUGUUUUGUUUUUUUAUCCCCUCUGAACACUUAUUUCACAACCGUUGCCAAUAAUGUGGGUGAUAUUUUUCUAAACGUCAGUUACCAUAUAUGUUGGGGAGACAGAGAAACACCAUGCUCUCAUGAUUUCAUUGUGGUGUCAUUGACUGACUAUUGUGGUUCAUUGAAAGAAGUGGAUGAAAUAGGGGAUCCGGUCUGAAGAUCGACAGUGUCUAGGUCGACAAUGUUUAGGUCGACCACUAUAGGUCGACAGUCACUAGGUUGACAUGGAUGGAAGGUCGACAGGGUUUCUAGGUCGACAUGUGCUAGGUCGACAGGUCUAAAGGUCGACAUGAGUUUUUCACAUUUUUUUUUUUUUUUUUCAUACUUAACGAUCCACGUGGACUACGAUUGGAACGGUAAAGUGUGCCGAGCGAAGCGGUAGCGAGGGGACGCGGUGCACUCAUUUGGGAUCCCGGUCACACUACGAAGAAAACGACACCCAAAAAAAAAAAAAAAAAACCUCUGUCGACCUUUAGACCUGUCGACCUAGCACAUGUCGACCUAGAAACCCUGUCGACCUUCCAUCCAUGUCGACCUAUAGUGGUCGACCUAAACAUUGUCGACCUAGACACUGUCGAUUUGAUGAACCACACCAAUGAAAUAGACCAUCCUAUUUUAUGUCAUUUUGUCUGUUACACAGCUAUAUAAACACUGGAUGUGGUAGACACUAGCUGCAUAGCACUUAUUCUUUUUUUUUCUAUUUUUUGGUCAUUACUCCUAAAUAGCAAAUGAAGAUUGUAGUUAAACUCAGACAUAUUUUGAACAGCAGCUUAUUAAUCAGAGCUGUACAACCGAGAGGCAGUAAAUACUAGUGUCAUGUUAGGGGACAUUUGCAGAAAUUGGUGAACAGUAAAAUACUAUAUACCCCACAGCAUCCAAUCAAAGUCUGUCUUUUUUUCUGACAAAUGAAGGCAAACAUCGGUCUAAUUGCUUUGGGUAUAGCACCUUUUUCAGUGCCCCAGUUUACAUAAAUGAAUAUGAAGUGGUAGAAUAAUAUAUAUGAGUGUAUUCAAUUAUACCCAUUCUUAGAUUUAAAUGGAACAAGCAAAAUGUGUGAUUCAUUUUUACAGUUCCGAUGAGCUAAUGUCUGUAAACAUGACAUUUUUUUAUGAUUUUGCACUUAUACUUGCUAUGUUUUUCUGGUUAAUUUUUAUUUUUUAUUUUUUUUACGGUUUAAUUGGUUCCAGCACAUUAAAAUUAAAUUUGUUGUAUAUUGAAAAGUUCUUCCAUUUUUGCAUUUUUGAAAAACCUUCUGUCAUUAGAAGCAUUGAUUCCAAUGUGAAGUCUAUAAAGAUUUCAAUGACAAUACAAUUUAUAUUACACAAAGAUUCAACUUCUGCUAUACAGAUAUGUGAUAUUCCAAGGGUAUAAUACAGUCAAUACAUUUUAAUUUUGUGCCUCAAUCAUACCUCUGGUCCCUCCUCGCUACAUUGUUGUUUCGCCAACAAAGUAGCUGCCAUCCACUGUGUAUUAUUGACUAGUGCACCAAGGCUACAUAUCAAUUAGCAAUUUACACGCAGGUUUGAUGCUAGGAAAAAUACACAAGAAAUGCAAAUGCUUUUCAAAAGUAGUUUUACUAGAGGUUUAGUGACCAAUGGCUUCCUUAUGUAUCACCGCAAAAGAAAUGCAACAGGUGUCAUCAAACUCAAUCCAAGAAUAGUGGCAAUUAGUGGCUCUACUUUUUAUUAUACUUGUGAAACCCAUGUAAAUGCAUUGAAAGCCCCUUGCAUAGCAAAUAAAUAUUUUCAUUUUAAUAAACCAUUCUCUUGAAUUGCUUAAUUUGAAGUUCUCUUACAUUGUAUUUUUUUCUAGCUAUUUUCCCCUAAUUUGCCUUAUUUUAUAAUCCAUUUAUCACUAGGACCCUUCUAUUUUUAUUUUUUUGCUUGAAAAUAUAUCAAAAAUUAAACACAGGUCAGUUAUUGUAAGUAAUGAAAAAACAAAAUCCUGAAUGGGCACUUUUUCAAAAUGGCACUCUUUAAAUCUGUUAGCCAUGGCUAAGUGUUGUAAUCGGAUGCAAGGUACAGCCACAUGUAGUAUGGAGUGUGUCCAGUCUGACAAGCUUUCUGUAAGUAUUUUCUGGUUUCCCCACAGAAUGAAAUGCAUAAGUUGUACUGAAUUACUUUUGUUGCACUCUUAACUGAUGUAUACAGCAUGAUAUAUUAAAAGAACCCUGACUAUUUAUUAAAUUCUAUUGUAACUUGUCUGACAGCAAAUAAAAGAAACAUUUUUGACAGA
Molecule: messenger RNA, 5965 nt
Organism: Pseudophryne corroboree (corroboree frog)
Lineage: Eukaryota; Metazoa; Chordata; Amphibia; Anura; Myobatrachidae
Gene: OPA1
Product: OPA1 mitochondrial dynamin like GTPase
Exons: 30
Coding region: 129-3107 (992 amino acids)
Biological process (GO): mitochondrial fusion
Cellular component (GO): cytoplasm; mitochondrial membrane; microtubule
Molecular function (GO): microtubule binding; GTPase activity; GTP binding
Source: RefSeq, a predicted model, not a curated record